AGUAAAUAAAGGGAAUUUGGAUGCAGGCCUCUGAAAUGAGCAGGAGUCAGGCUAACUCUAGCUUUAAUAACGCGAGAUUUGUAGAAGCGGGGAUAGUGCGAAGCGAGUGGGAAACGAACUGUGAAAGAGGCUGUUGUGACCUUGUAUUAGAUAAGAAUAGAAUGUAGACUAUAAGAGAAAUUGGUGAGAAAAAUAAGAUAUCAUGAAGGAAUAUGUAUAAACAAUAUGCAGCUGUUGCUUAUUAUUGUCUGUAAUAAAGGUAUAAAUGCUUGCUCUAAUUGUUUAUCUUUAGAGAGACCUGCCUAGGUGGGGGAAACCCUGUGUCCUAGUGCACUCUCUCCCUCUGUGCAAUUGCUUGAGAUAAUAAAGUGUAUCUGACUUGCUGCACCCAACCUGAGAGUGAGAACUGUGUUUUUCUCCGACAAUUUGGGGGCUCAUCCAGGAUGGCAACGCCUGUGGAGACAACGGCAGCUGCUGCGGACCGUUCCCCUUCGAACCCCAUGGCGCCACAAUAGAGUCCUUUUAUACACAGGUGAAAGAAGCCCUACCCAAGGAUCCUGAGCGCCCCUGCCACUCGCUGGAACCAGGAGACUGGGUCUACAUAAAGGUCCGUCAGCGAAAGACCGCCCUGGCCCCACGCUGGAAAGGUCCUUACCAAGUCCUGCUAACCACCAACACUGCUGUGAAGUGCCAAGGACUGACUACCUGGACCCAUGCUUCUCAGUGCAAAAAGGCCCCUCCAUCUCGGGAUGAUUCCCCGACUGAUAAUCAGUAUAUCUCUCCUCCUGAUGCUGCUGUUCCAUCUGGACAGCAGGAGAAAAGGACAAGGUGAAGUGCUAGUAACCUCUCCCUUGUCCACUGACAGACCUACUGCACCUUUGAAUUUUGCUAGAAGAAUCAAAGCAUUUCAGAGUGAUGUGCUAGUAACCUCUCCCCUGUAUAAUGCAAAACCACGACUGUUCCAAGAGAGAAGAAGGAACACCCGCUCUGCUGAAACCACCAAGAUCCAAGGAUUCCUGACUACAAAAGACAUUGAGAAUUGGCCUUGGUGGCAAAGACGGAGCAUUGUACAUUGGCAGGGAGGGAGUUGCGGGAUGUAUUCUUGGGAAUGUGGAGUGAAGUGGUGGGGUGGGUUUAUUCCAGGGGCUGGAAUCUGUGCUUAUGGGCAAAUACCAGCAGAAUGCACUGCCCUCCCUAAUUGGCUUCCAGAUGAUGAAUACCAAAAACGCCUUACUGCCACGAACAUUACUCCCACCAUCCCCUCCACCUUUGCCACCACUCCUGUAAGUUACCCAAAUACAGAUGAUACUGUAUAUUCUAAUGAAACCUAUUGGCCAAGACCUUCACAUCUGAGUGACGUAUUGAAAUUUUGUUCAGAAAACCUAUUUUUUAAGGUUCAUAAUAGUUCAUAUGAGAGAACAAUUGAAUGGAAAACAAAUGGAUCAGUGGAAAUAGAAAUAUAUGAUAUCACUACAGAUGAACCCCGAGAAUCAGAAAUUGCGAUUAGUGGGUUCUAUAGCGAAGUAGAUAUGAUGGUCGUUCCUGGAGUCUGUAAACUGUUAGAUGAAAGAGGCCCUCAUUGUUAUUUGGUCACCCAAUUAGUGAAUAACCAAACAUAUACCCAAAGAGUUUGUUCUGUAACUGGAAAUUUUACCUGUACUGAAAUGAUUCCAGUAACUAAUAAUUUAACCUGUACCAUAUUGCAAUAUACCCCCUCUUAUGCCAUUGAUGCUAAUGCCUCUCAGAAGUAUAUAAAGGUGUUUAGCCAACAGAUGUGGUAUAGUACUGUACCAGAAAGAGAUGUAGUAGGAUAUCGAUGGACUGUGAUUAAUACUACACUAGGGACUAUAAAAUUCACACUGCCCUUGUCCAGUUUUCAGAUCACCUCUACAUAUCCAAAUUGCUCAAGAGGGGCUGCCAUUAGGUUAGCACAACAAAGGGCCUGGGUUUCUUCUAGGAAGAAAAGGGACUUAGAUGGAUCCCUAUGGGAUGGGGCCAAUAGUGCAGCAGCAAUUUGGAAUAUUUAUAGAAACCAAGAACAUGAAGAGAAAUUAGGACAAUUGGAAAAAGCCACUGGCCUUAUAACUGGAGCACAACUAACCCAGGUUCAGGCUGGAGUUGGUGAAUUACGUGUUAUCUCCGCCCUUAGUUCAAUGACCCAGAAGCUGUUGACAGAGAUGGUACUGAAUAUCACUGAGGCUGGGAAGGCAUUGCAGUGGGAUCUGGCUUGCUCAGAAAUCCAGGAUUUCCUGAAUGACCAGCUGAUGGCCAUUCGGAGUGAUCUAGAGCAUCAGGCCUGGCCUACUGCCCUUACAGACACUUCAGGCGUAUCAUCUGAUCUGUGGCCAUGGAGACACACUUGGAGAUUUUCUGGGUGGAGGUGCAGACGUUCGCAGUGUUCCUUCCAAGCAUACGGACCUGUUGGAGGGAUGUGGGCUCCCACAUACCGAAUCCUGCCGGGUCCGUGGGGAGGAUGCAUGUGGGACUGGGUAAUUCACCGAGACAUUUGGGAACUUAGACUACCUGGUAUGCCUAAUCGAUUUUUAGUCAGUGCUCCCAGAAUAACACCCGACAUUUGGAUAGGGAUAGGGAGUCAAUGGACAUUCUGGCCGUUAGAACCCCCACAGCUUCAGUGUGUACGUAAACUGAAGCCAGGGGAAGUUGUCACCGUUCAUGACAACGUUUGUUGGGAGGGUAUAGGACAAGGAACUACCCUGACAGGACACCUACUCUUCCAAGCUAAUGAUAGCUGUGUGCAUGUUGAGGCCACCAUGUUACAAGAUAUUCAUUUUAAUCUCACCACUGCUGCAGGCAACCAUAUUAUUUAUUGGCCUGCAGAUAGAAUUUUACAAUCAGCCCUUAGGUUUCAGAUACCCUUGAACUGGACCACCCUAGUACCUGAUCGAUUUCAAAAUUUACUUUCAAUUCUACCAGAGAUUCAGAAAAUUACUGAAUUACAAGGGCAACUUCAUAUGCUUCAAAAUAUAUAUCAAGUUGAAAAGUAUGCCUUUCAUACCGCUUAUAGAGUGUCUACUUUAUGUACUAAGUAUGAUGUAUUGUGUUUUGUGACUAAAACUGUGCAACAACCCCAUCAUAUUAUCACUAUGGGAAUGUUAUUGCUUGUAUUGUUGUUAUUUGGUUUAGGGUUAUGUUAUUGUUGUUAUAAAGGACGUAACAAUAAUAAUACUUUACAUGUCCAUACUAACCAUGCAUUGUCAUUGUAUCCAAUUAAAACCCCUAAGGUUGAAGUAUUUGAUGAAGAGUUUGAAAUACAAAAUUUAAUGAAAAUGGAAAUUUAAAAUUGAUAGUUGUGCUGGAAGCACAAAAGGGGGGAGUGUGGAAGUAGAUAAAGGGAAUUUGGAUGCAGGCCUCUGAAAUGAGCAGGAGUCAGGCUAACUCUAGCUUUAAUAAUGUGAGAUUUGUAGAAGCGGGGAUAGUGCGAAGCGAGUGGGAAACGAACUGUGAAAGAGGCUGUUGUGACCUUGUAUUAGAUAAGAAUAGAAUGUAGACUAUAAGAGAAAUUGGUGAGAAAAAUAAGAUAUCAUGAAGGAAUAUGUAUAAACAAUAUGCAGCUGUUGCUUAUUAUUGUCUGUAAUAAAGGUAUAAAUGCUUGCUCUAAUUGUUUAUCUUUAGAGAGACCUGCCUAGGUGGGGGAAACCCUGUGUCCUAGUGCACUCUCUCCCUCUGUGCAAUUGCUUGAGAUAAUAAAGUGUAUCUGACUUGCUGC
Messenger RNA from Dermochelys coriacea (leatherback sea turtle), 3727 nucleotides. RefSeq lists its product as uncharacterized. The transcript has 2 exons. The record is from RefSeq and is a predicted model, not a curated record. Lineage: Eukaryota; Metazoa; Chordata; Testudines; Dermochelyidae. The coding region runs from base 714 to 3299 and encodes 861 amino acids.